AGCUCCUGUGUUUGUCUGUGAGCUGCACCUUCACACACACACACAUACACACACACACACACACAUACACACACACCAGCCACUGGGUUCUGCACCGAGGACACCCCAGUGUCUGAGUGAGAGAGACGGUGACAGACCAAGUUUUCUGCCCUGGAUUUCCAAACGGUAACUGUUUUCCAGGCCUGAGCUUCUCGUCUAAGCAGGACAGGACGAUGACAGACGCGCGCACCAACAUGCGGCUGAAGCUGCCGGCCACCUGCUUCAUCCUGGAGAUCAUCCUCAUCAUCCUUUUCGGCGUGCUGGUGGUGUACGACGAUGACACGGACUCACAGCUGUUUAACAAGCACCACAACACAUCUCAUGGACAUUCAGACUAUGAGAAUGAUUUCUACUACCGCUAUCCAAGCUUCCAGGAUGUGCACGUCAUGAUCUUCAUCGGCUUCGGCUUCCUCAUGACCUUCCUGCAGCGCUACGGCUUCAGCAGCGUGGGCUUCAACUUCCUGGUGGCCGCCUUCUCCCUGCAGUGGGCCACUCUCAUGCAGGGCUUCUUCCACGGCCUGCAUCAUGGCAAGAUCCACAUUGGGGUGGAGAGUAUGAUCAAUGCUGAUUUCUGCACCGGCUCUGUGCUGAUCUCGUUUGGAGCAGUUCUGGGCAAAACCAGCCCUGUCCAGCUGCUGGUCAUGGCAGUAUUUGAGGUCACGUUGUUUGCUGUCAAUGAGUUCAUCUUGCUGACCCUUCUGGGAACCAGAGAUGCUGGAGGCUCCAUGACCAUCCACACAUUUGGAGCCUACUUCGGCCUGAUGGUGACUCGGAUCUUGUACCGGCCCAACCUGGACAAGAGCAAGCACAAGAACUGCUCCGUCUACCACUCUGACCUGUUCGCCAUGAUCGGUACCAUCUACCUGUGGAUGUUCUGGCCCAGCUUCAACUCUGCCGUCACAGAACAUGGAGACGCCCAGCACCGGACGGCCAUGAACACCUACUACUCCCUGGCAGCCUGCACCCUUUCAACUUAUGGCAUGUCUGCCCUCACAGCUCACGACGGCAAACUGGACAUGGUCCACAUUCAAAACGCUGCCCUGGCCGGUGGAGUCGCUGCAGGAACAGCUGGUGAAAUGAUGCUGACGCCUUUCGGCUCCAUGAUUGUUGGAUUCUUGGCCGGCAUCAUCUCUGUGCUGGGCUACAAAUACCUCUCACCCGUCCUGGAGAGCAAACUGCGGAUUCAGGACACCUGUGGUGUUCACAACCUGCACGGGAUGCCCGGGGUCCUGGGGGCCAUUGUUGGGGCCGUCACUGCUACUGUGGCAUCCAAAGAAGUAUACGGACACGGAAUGGAAAGGGUGUUUCCUGAUGUGGCAAACGGAAGCAGAGAUGCGUAUUUCCAGGGAGGUGUACAAGCACUUUCCCUUGCUAUCACCCUGGGCAUGGCCAUAUUUGGUGGGCUUGCUGUUGGGUUUAUUUUGAAGCUGCCCAUGUUCGGUGCUCCUGCUGACAACGCCUGCUUUGAGGACAGCAUCUACUGGGAGGUGCCGGGGGAAGAGGAGGCCGGUCAUGAGGAGCAGAUGACCGCUGUGAGGACAGAGGAAUCAGAGAAGCUGAGCGCCUAAUCUUUCAGACAGGAAACCAGGAUCCCAUCAGAGAAACACUCUGAGGCUGAAAGCAGCACUUGAAAGCCAGAAGGCUCAAAUAUAUUAAAAUGUAUCCACACACUGUCCUCAUGCCAGCUGCCAAACUGUGUGUUUUACAUGUAAAAAUAUAUUUUUACACGGCUAAAUAAGAAAUAUCAGCUUUUACUGGUUAUUGAAUAUCACAGGAGGCCAUUAGAGUCGUUUUAUGUUACACAACUGUGAAACAGCUGCACUGACGAAACUUGGUUCUAUUUACUGAAAAAUGGCUUCUGUACUAAUAAAGUAUGAUGUUGUACAAAACUUCAAACCAAAGAUGAACAUUUAAAGCCAGAAAACUGCAUUCAGUAAAAUAUCUUAAACGUGUUCUUUAAGUCAACAUGUUGUUUUAGGAUUUCAUGUUAAUCAGUUUCUUGCAGGAAUUAGUUUUGAAUAUAAACCAUGGCAAUAAGAUAACUACAAUUUAUCUUUCUAAACAACAAAUGUUUAGUUAGAUUAGAAAAGCAGUUUUUGUUCAGUUAUUCACAUUUUAUGACACAAACUGGCACAAAUCAAGUACACGAUUGUAUUUACUUGAUUUGUGAAGUCAGACAUAUUUGGAAACACAGUUUUGGUUUAUUUGUGACGUAAAAUAAAGUCUUCAAAUCUGA
Austrofundulus limnaeus is the source of this 2275-nucleotide messenger RNA. It is a transcript of the gene rhbg, whose product is annotated as Rh family B glycoprotein. The transcript has 10 exons. Gene Ontology annotation, biological process: ammonium transmembrane transport; ammonium homeostasis. The record is from RefSeq and is a predicted model, not a curated record. Lineage: Eukaryota; Metazoa; Chordata; Actinopteri; Cyprinodontiformes; Rivulidae. Gene Ontology annotation, cellular component: plasma membrane. Bases 213 to 1607 code for a protein of 464 amino acids. Gene Ontology annotation, molecular function: ammonium channel activity.